Myzus persicae (green peach aphid) is the source of this 3045-nucleotide messenger RNA. RefSeq lists its product as uncharacterized. Bases 435 to 1718 code for a protein of 427 amino acids. Lineage: Eukaryota; Metazoa; Arthropoda; Insecta; Hemiptera; Aphididae. The transcript has 4 exons. The record is from RefSeq and is a predicted model, not a curated record.
UUUUGUGAUGGAGGGUGAUGACUGGGUGUGGUAGGGUGGUUUGUAAUAUUAUUCCCGGGCUCUGUUCUUUACAUCGAUUGCCGUAUUUGUCCUACUUACGGUAUUAUUUCAACUCGCGCAUGUCCAGGGUUGAAAUAUCGAUUGACUUGCAGAUACUAGCGCAUAUUAUCCCUGAGCCAUGUACAGACUUUCGGUAGCUUGGCGACGGAGAAGUUGGUGUAUGAUACGCUGCUUCUCGUAAUCUCAAGAAUCCAAAGUGAGAAGAACAUUUUGAAUUACAAGAAAAACAGCGAUUUACAAAAAAAUAUUAGUAUCAAAAUCAAUUACAACAAACCGGGUCGCAUAAGUCAUACAUCAACCAUUCAUCUCUGCUAUAUGUACGCAUAUAUAAUAUAACACAGUCGAUAAUAUCUUCAAUUCGAUCAGGAUCAACAAUGGAUAGACAACGCUGCAACAUCGUGACAGUUACAACGCUUAUGAUCGCUGCACUUCUCUACGCAAUAGACGUUUUUAAAGGUUAUUUGUUAGUGGAACGUGUGAAAAAAAAUGUAAUUGUUCCUGAAAUAGUUUUCAAAAGUUAUGCUGUCAACCAUGGUGCACCGAUAAAUAUCAAAAUAGCUGGUCGUAAUUCUUUCACAGAUUUUUCCAUUAAAAUUAUAAAAUUGGAAAAUUUGUUUAAGCAGAUUCAUGUAGAGUCCAUUAAUUUGUUCGAGGACGUGAAAUCGGUGAAAAUUGUUCCAUACUGUAUCUCUGCGGAGGCUUUUACAAAUGAUGAAAUAUGUUUUAAAAAUACAGAGAUUUAUAAUUUGGACAAUUUGAAACUAGAAAGCAUCGAAUUGGGCAGAAGUACGAUUCAUAACAAAAAAACAAAUCGUUUCUUAUAUGUUUCCCAUAAAUUCGACGAAUUAGUGAUUAGCGGAACCACUGAUUUUAUGGAUGUUAGUAACCUUGAUAAGUACAACACAAGCAUCUUUAACAAUAACUUGAUCGUUUACUGUGAUUAUAAUAAUCAAGGAAUUUUUAGCUUAGAAAUUCCCUUCCUAGAGGGAUAUUCUGAGUCCAAUACCGAUAAGUAUGUAGCACAUGCAGUAGAUAUGCACUUGAAGCGUGCACAUGACAUGACUUUUCAUCUACCAGUACGUGGAUUUAAUGGAUUAUUGAAUUUAAUCGAAAAUGAAAUGAGCACUCCAUCGAUUUUUUUUCCAGAGAAUAUAACUUUUAGUUGUGUGUUUUCAGAAAUGUUUGGAACUAAAACUGAUACUAUAUCUAUCGAUACCAAGAACAUACGUUUAAAUAAACAGCUCAACAAUGAUGUAUUUAACAAAGUGAAGUUUAUUAAAACGGGCAACUCUUAUCAGGCGCAAUUUGCUAUCACUUUUAACAAACUAGCUUUUACUGCUAAAAUGUCCGCAAAAAUAAAUCAGAAUUUAGUAUUGAAUGAAGAUGUGCUAAUCGAAAUAAAAAAGUUACAUGUAGAGGUUCACUACUUCCCAAUUCAGUGUCCACUAUACAAAGUAAAGGUUACCAUUCUAAACGGAGUGAGUUUAUCCACAGCGAAAAAAAUCGAUACUUAUUUCUAUUCCCCACAUUUUAACGGGAAAUUAUCCAAUUGCAUCAAGGCUACAACUGUACACAACGUGGAUACAACUCUUCUUAUGUUAAAAUUCCCGAAGUUAAAAGCAUUUCUAGAAGCAAAUAUUAAUGCUUCGUUGAUGUAAUUUACACCCCAAAUUAUUUAAUGGGUACAUAUACCAACAUCUGUAGUAUUCAAGCCAUGUUAAUGGUAUAGACUAUAGGUAGUCAUAACAGUAGGUUUGUGUUCAAAAAAAUUAUGUUUGGGUACACGUUUAGUAUGCUAGUACUAAAACUCUGAUAAUUGUCUAUAGUCAACCAUAAAAUAAUAUACUUUUUUCAGUAAAUACUAAACUAUCAAGUACUUUUUAUACCUAUUUAUACGUCAAAUCAAUUAAUUAAUUGUAAUAUUACCAUUCUCAUGACGCUCAAAACUUAUUAAUAAUAUUUGGAUGGACUAAUAAUUAUUCACAGUACAAAAUUUUGAGUUACCUGCAUUUAAGAAAUACACUAUUUCUCCACGUGGUUCGUCGGAAUUUACGGUUAAAGGUCAAUUUUUAUUUAUUAACAAUGCUCAACUCGUUUUAACUUUCGGUGGCAUUGGUCUGUUAUAUUUUUUUCCUUAUCGUUACCAGUAAUAUUAAACUAAAUAGACUUGUAAGAAUAUACAAGAUGUAAGUGUCAGACCAAAUCAUUUAAAUUUUUUAGCAUACUAAAUGAGAAUAUUACGUACCCUUAAUUCGUAGCUUUCCAUUACCACAUACAAAUUUCACGAUACCGCACAAAAUGCAUAAAGUCUCGUAUCCAAUUACCAUACAUCUACCUACCUCAAGGUAAUUGAAUACUCAUAUAUAAAUUAACUAGUAAAAAGAUUUCUUUCGUUCAAACUGUAUUAUUGAAUGUCUGUUUCUAUAUUGUCGUUUGGUUGUUUACAUUUGAUCGUUCCACCAAAUUCUGUGUAUACUGCUAAACAAUAUCACAAGAAAUAUUGUAUAAAAAAUUAUAUUAUCGAACUCACCAAAACGAACAAAGAAUCGUUUCUGUGAUUAUUAACAAAUUACAGAUUUUAUCUUUAAUUUUAGAAAAUAAACAUAAAAUGAGUAAGGUAUGCGUUUUGCAAUUGAUAAUAAGUAAUAUAUGGACACUGAUUGCCGGCUAUAACGAUGAUUUAAUGACACCUGAAAAUUCUAAAAACAAUGUAUUUAGACUUCCCUCAGUAAUAUCAAAAUGUGUGUGUGUGCAUGUUGUAUCGUGUGUUUUUGGAUCAUUUGCUAGUGGUAAUGGAAAAUGCCACUGAAUUUGGUAUUAAAACUGUAGUCAAUUUAUUAGCUAAAUGUUGUGUGAGAAAGUAAAAUAAAAUUGUUUAACAAGUAAUAUUAUACUCCUCUAUUCAACCUUAUACAAGUACGUUGUUACUUGUUGAAGUCAACAUAAUAUGUAGGUACCUAUACAUUGUUAUUUUAAUAUUAAAAU